AUGGUGACGGGCGGGGGUCCGCCGCCGCUCCCUGCCGCUCCGCUGUUGAGGGAUGGUCGCCGCGGCGGCCGGCCGGGGGGUUGUGGUCGCCGCCGAGCCAUGGGGCUUCGCCGCCUGGCCUGGCCGAGGGCUCCGGGCGGGCUCCCUGUCCCCCUCGCCCUCUUCCUGGUCCUGCUGGCGGGGAGGCCGGGCUGGGCCCUGCAGGAUGUCACCGCCCAGCUCUUCGGGGAGCAGGCCUUCGGGACGGUGGCCGCCUUCGGGGACUUCAACUCCGACAAGCAGACGGACAUCUUCGUGCUGAGGGGAGGCAGUGAAUUAAUUAUCUUCUUGGCAGACCAAAAAGAACCCUAUUUUAAACCCAAAGUCAGUCUCAAAUUGAAGAGUGAGAUAACCAGCGUGGUUCCUGGCGAUUAUAAUGGCGAUUCACAAAUGGAUGUCCUCCUGACAACUCGCCCACAGAAUCAAACCAGUGCUGACCUAUCAGUGCUUAUUUACUUGGGAAAUAAUCAAAACCUAGAUACCUAUCGUAACAUUUCAUCAAACAACACUUUUCAAGAUGAGCCACUAAUCAUGGAUUUCAAUGGUGAUUUAGUUCCUGAUGUUUUUGGAGUACCGACCAACUCUGCAACGCCACAAAUACUAAUUGGCAGGGAGCUAAAAUGGUAUCCGGUACCGAAACUGCCAAGCAAAAUGCGUCGACCUCACUCUCAUGCAUUCAUAGAUUUGAGUAAUGAUUUCACUGCAGAUUUGUUCCUUACAACAGAAACCUCAGAUGGAAUUCAGUUCCAAACAUGGGUAAAUCAGGAGGGAAAUUUUUCCAACGCUACAUACACCAACCAGAAGCCCACAGAUGUGAAGGUUGUCGGACAAUCAGUGUUUGCAGAUUUUGAUGGUGAUGGACAGACUGAGCACUUGCUGCCAGCCUGUGAUGACGAAGCCUGCCGCAAGAGUGUCAUCUACCUAUCUAAGCCACGCUUGGGCAAAUGGUUUCCAGUGUUGCUGGACUUCACAAACAAAGGCACUUUAUGGGGCUUUGUUCUACCUAGUCCAGCUUCAGCUACGUUUUCAGUCCCUAUCACCCUUCACAUCGGAGAUUAUAACAUGGAUGGCUAUCCGGAUGCACUUGCCAUAUUGAAAAACACAUCUGGAAGCAACCAGCAAGCUUUCUUAUUAGAGAACGUCCCAUGCAAUAACGCGAGCUGCAAGAGCGUCGGCCGCAUGUUUAAGGUCCACUGGGAUCUCUCGGAUCUAAAUCAAAUCGAAGGCGCGGUGGUGGCAACCUUCUUUGACAUUUAUGAAGACGGCAUCUUGGAUAUAAUUGUUCUCAACAAGACCUCUAAGACAGACCUUGCCAUCCACGCAUUAAAAAAUAACUUUGAAGCGGAUGCCUAUUUUGUUAAAGUCAUUGUUCUCAGUGGUCUCUGUUCCAAUGAUUGUCCUCGUAAGAUAACGCCCUUUGGUGUGAACCAGCCUGGACCUUAUAUUAUGUACACAACAGUAGAUGCAAAUGGAUAUAUGAAAAAAGGUUCAGCUGGACAACUGAGUCAGUCCGCACACUUUGCUCUCCAGCUCCCAUAUAACGUUUUGGGCUUGGGACGGAGUGCCAAUUUCCUGGAUCACUUGUUCGUUGGCAUCCCUCGUCCUCCGGGUGGGAAGUCUGUAAGAAAGCAGGAGUGGACGGCCAUCAUCCCGAAUUCCCAGCUUAUAGUCAUUCCAUAUCCUCAGGACACGCCUCGAAGCUGGAGCGCCAAACUGUACCUGACCCCAAGUAACAUUGUGUUGCUCACAGCCAUUGCCCUGAUUGGGGUUUGUGUGUUCAUCCUGGCGAUAAUUGGCAUAUUGCACUGGCAGGAGAAGAAAGCAGACGACCGAGAGAAAAGACAAGAAGCCCACCGGUUCCACUUCGAUGCUAUGUGACAUGCCUUAACAGCUUGAUGGAGAAAUUGCUGCUGGACCUAAAAUACUACAUUCUAGCCUGCAACAG
Molecule: messenger RNA, 1984 nt
Organism: Euleptes europaea (tarantolino)
Lineage: Eukaryota; Metazoa; Chordata; Lepidosauria; Squamata; Sphaerodactylidae
Gene: ITFG1
Product: integrin alpha FG-GAP repeat containing 1
Exons: 18
Coding region: 1-1917 (638 amino acids)
Cellular component (GO): plasma membrane
Source: RefSeq, a predicted model, not a curated record